UCCUUGGAGACAACCUUGGAAGCCACGGUAUUGGAGGCUUUGUGGAAAAUUUUAGCUCUGCAAGUCACAUCUGUAGGUUUUGCAUGGCUGAAAGAGCUGACCUUUUUUCUCCAAAUGCACUGUCAGGUAUUUCAGAAAUCAGAACACCGGCCAAUUACAAUAGUGCUUUAUUAGCCCUGCAAGCCAAUGGUUCAAGUAUAGAAAAAGGAGUGAAGUUCAAUUCCUUAUUCAAUCAAUUGAAGUACUUCCAUGUGUGUGCUCCAGGUCUCCCUCCUUGUUUGGCACAUGAUUUAUUUGAGGGUGUUGUUUCAUUUGACCUUUCUUUGUAUAUUCAGCAUUUUGUAACGGUUCUCAAGUGGAUUUCGCUUGAAGACCUUAAUCAGCGCAUAACUUGUUUUCAUUUUAAACAUGAUGAUUUGGCAGACCGGCCGUGUGAAGUUCACUUCAAGAAAGCACUAGGAGGCCAUGCGGUUCAAAACUGGAACAUGUUGCGCUUUCUUCCAUUGUUUCUACUUGGUUCAAUUCAGUCUACGGAAAAUGAUAUCUGGCAACAAGUUCUUUUGCUUUCUGAAAUUGUCCAGCUUGUUACUGCACAUAGUAUCACACUCCCCAUGGUUAUGAGGCUGCAAGACCUUAUAGAGGACUACAUGACGGGCAGAGCACACCUCUUCCCUUAUGUUGCCAUGAAGCCUAAGCAUCAUUACCUGAUUCAUUACCCGUUUCUGAUUACACAGUUUGGCCCACUGAUAAAGAUGUGGACAAUGAGGUGUGAAAGUAAGCACAGCUAUUUCCGUAAGUGUGCAAGAAAUUGCCAGAAUUUCAGGAACUUGACGCACACACUUUCUGAGCGCCAUCAGCUUUAUCAGGCAUAUAAGAACACAGGAGCAGGUAUUCAUGGUUUAGUCAAUAGUUCCUCAUUCUGUAGUGAGCUUUGCACACCAGAAAUACAAAAGGAAGUACGCGAUGUGAUCAUUGAGGAAGGUAAUAUAUUCUCGGCCAGUCAAGCUACUAUCCGUGGCAUCCUUUACAAACAGGACAUGCUUGUUGUCAUGAGGCGGACGGAUGGCGCUCCAGUUUUUGGUGAGAUUAGGCUUAUUCUUGCCAGUAAUGGCGAUCACUUUUUCUUAUUAAGAACUGUCCACACAAGAUAUGAGCCUGCUAUGCUUUUCUACAGCAUUAUCAGUAGUGAUGGUCCUUUCAAAUGCAUGAAGCUUGAAAGCCUCCUUGAUUGGACUCCAUUGGUGCAGUAUAAACUCGCCCGCAACAAGUACCCUGUUGUUGUGUUGAAGCAUGCUAUAUUAGAUUUUGUUUGAUUUCAUGCUUUUGACAGGCAGAAUGGACUUGCGACAGCAUAUUUCCAGUUGGCUGCCGCACUUGGACAAUGAAGUGGUCGAACAGAUUGUACAGAAACUGCUGGACUGUGGUGUUCAGUCACUUGAGCACCUCAAGUAUGUAGUGGAGGGUGACCUAAUGUUCCUGAGUGUUGUCAGCAGACGCAUCCUGCUCGAAAAGUUCCAGACAGCUGCUUCACCAGCCGUGCAAGCGUCCAUUCCCCAAGGAAGCGAAGCUUCUGUGAGCUUGCUGGGCCAGGCUUUUGAUAUUCCAUGGGACGCAUUUCCACCCGAACUCAUGAAAGCAUGUCAAGAUGGCAGGCGCCCACUGAAAAGUGAUCUGAAUGAAAUGAUUAGGACACUAAGUGACAGGGUGCUUGCCUGCUACCAGAAGCCUGGGCGAAAAGUGCUGCGAGUCAUUGCGAGUGAAAUUGUCAGCAAAUAUCCAAGAACUUUUGAGGACACCCUCAAUGGCACCAUCAUUGCUACAGGACUAGAAACGCUUCUAUGGAAGCUGGAGAAUUGUAUUAACAACAAAAGAAGGCACAGUUCUGAGUGUUCGAAGCGGUGUUUUUCAGAAGAUGAAGAAUUGACCACAAAGAAACCACAACUCCAAAAAGAUUCUUAUGGCUGUGUAGCCUGGCAGCCUGACCUUCCGUCUACGGAAACAGCUGAAACUCAAGAGAACAAAAGAAAAGAGUUGCAAGCCCAAUUCAGGCUAGCUUCCCCAAACAGUUCACGAGUCACACAGCUAAUGGCCGAAACGUAUUCGUCACAGAGGCAGGUGAUUAAUGCCAGCAGAAGCGUGGUGAACGUGAAGGAGAACUGGCCUUUCCUCUUUGAAGAAGCACACAUGUGUUCACAUGUCAAUACACUGCUGGGGUUCAGUGCCUCGCAAACAUUUGACGAUAAAGUUAAGACUGUUGGGCGACAGGUUUUUAGGUAUGCUCACAGCUUAAUAAAGAAGCCGAACGUGAGGACAUGCCUAGAGGAAAUUGAAAAGGCCAGAAUUGAAACGAAAUCAAUGGCUGUAGAGUAUGAAGCCACUCCCCUCCUCCUACUUGCCAUCUUCGAUGAAGACCGGGAGCUAUUCUGCAAGGUAGUCGAGGAAUCUGCUAGUGAUGACGACCUUGGGGACAUGCCGUGUUCUCCUUUCAUCAUUGCAAAAGGAGGCAGUUUUCUUACUGCUAAGAGCUUCGUCGUAUGUGUCGACAGCCUGCCAGCGAUGCGUGCAACGAACCCCUGCCAGGCGUUCAAGCUGAUGUUUUUUGUUCACUUCGCGUUCAACGUUGCAUACCCCAAAGACACAAGCCUCUGCCUGGAGUUCACACAGCGGUAAGUAUCGAGUUUUCUUGUUAACUAAGCUGUCAUAAUCUUCUUUUG
This is a messenger RNA of Dermacentor albipictus, 2714 nucleotides long. NCBI's taxonomy places the organism in Eukaryota, Metazoa, Arthropoda, Arachnida, Ixodida, Ixodidae. The record is from RefSeq and is a predicted model, not a curated record.